AUGAAGCAAGAAGUGGGGGAAUCAAUUGAUGAAUUUUCACGAGAUUUGAAGGAUUUAGCAGAGGCGGCUUAUCCUGGUGGCUCUUUUGAAAUGGACUUAUCUUUCCUUAAACUAAGUGAUGAGCAGAAGACGGGGUUGAAGAAUGAAAAUGAAAAAAUGGCCAAAAGGUUUAGGGAGGAAAUUUGUGUAGAAAGAUUUAAAGCAGGGUUGCUGCCUGAAAUAAGGGAAAAAGUUAUUUUUAUGAAAUCGCCCUCUACUUUGGCAGAAGCAGUGACACAAGCAAAAAGGGUUGAAGAGUUAAAUGGUACAGUUAAAGCUGAUGCUAGAAAAAGAUGGGAUGAAAUAGAGGUGAAGGAAGCCCAAGCAGAAGUCAAUCCAGUUUGGGAAAUAAAUGGGGAUGAGAAUGAAAACUGGGAUGAUGAACAAGUUGAACCAAAUCCUUGCCCUUACUAUGGGGAUGAAUAUUAUGAAAAUGACCCAUAUUAUGAUGAAUGCCAAUGGUUGCCACAGGGAAAUAAUGAGACUUGGGAAAAUGACGAUGAUCAAUGUUAUUAUGAUGAAAAUUUUACGGGGAACUAUGAUAAUCAAGAGUGGGACACUGAUGAAACAAAUUUUGACGAAUACUAAAAAA
Molecule: messenger RNA, 631 nt
Organism: Meloidogyne enterolobii
Lineage: Eukaryota; Metazoa; Nematoda; Chromadorea; Rhabditida; Meloidogynidae
Source: the annotation of a GenBank genome assembly